CCGAGAAGGGCAUCGGCUUCCAGCAUUCCACUGCCGCUGCCAACACGUGGAGGAGCUCACGUUGGCUCAGUGACAGUGGAUCUCACAAAGAUCUUGCCUGCCUGUUGAAUGGCGAACCUCCACUUCGGGCGCUCCGGUGGGAAACCAGAUGCACGACAGCUGAGCUGGCAACUUUCCAACGCACUGAACACGUCCUGUCCUGCAUGUGCAGUUCCUAUUAUCUUCCACACAUUUCCCAAGGUCGGUGCCCGCAACCUCUAUGGCGAGAGGAUUCGCAUCCCCGAGGAGCUGCGCGGGUCCCUCAACAUGCUGCUGAUCUCCUUCAAGCCGUGGCAGCUGGAGCAGGUCGACGGCUGGCGCACCUCCUGCGAGAUGGUGGGAGACCGGCUGAGCGUCAAACACAGGCGCAGCGACGUCUAUGAGUUCUAUCAGGUCAGCACGGCAGCAGCCCUGGGUGUGUGUGUGGAUCUCCUCUGCUGUGUGUGGACCUGGGUGUGUUGCUUGUGGUCAGGUGUUGGUGUUCCAGCGGUGGAAGUGGCCUUUCCAGUGGUUUUUGCACUGGCGGUAUCGCAGGAAGAUACCUCAAGAGUGGCACAGGAGGACUCUCGUCAUAUACACCUCGGUCCGUGGGCGGGCAGCCAACCACGCACACUCACACUCACACACCAAAGAGAGAGAAACUGUGCACCCACCCAUUGCCGCCGUCCCUCUGUGUGUCUGCUCUGCAGGUGCGGUCUUUCGUCAACUCGAUGAAUCUGCCCGACCCGAUGCGCAACUAUGCCCUGCUGAUCGACCCCUCAGGGCAGAUCGAGUGGGGCGAGCACGAGGAGGUCUCCACCGAGAAACUGGACUACCUGUGCGACCUGCUGUCGAUUGAGAGGGAGGAGCCGGCACCAGAAGUGGACGACGAAAGCACAAUUGAGGGCUCAGAGGAGAGGACGAUCGGCGAAGCCCCGCUGUCACUCGAUGAGGGCACUGUCAGUGGAGGCGAGGGGCAAGGACAAGGGCAGGGAGCCCCUGCAGAGGCAAAAGGGAGAGCGUGAUGAUGACGUGCUUGCUCAGGAGACAUGAAGUUACAUGAAGUGUGCAAAGUGAGGCUUUUUCCCGUUGGCAGUAGCUAACAUCGACAUCAAGACACUGUUGUGGUUGUGGCGCACGCAUGUCAUUUCUGGUGUGUGUAUGCUAUGCUACAAGGAAGGGUGUGAAUUGACUCCUCGUCAAGGCUGUGUCUACUCAUGUUUCACCGAUUUGCUUAGUUACCAGUCCAUCCAUCCAUCCAUCCAAGCUCUUCCUCUGACUACUGCACAGAACUCACAACACAAC
This is a messenger RNA of Vitrella brassicaformis, 1323 nucleotides long. Lineage: Eukaryota; Vitrellaceae. The record is from the annotation of a GenBank genome assembly.